Cephus cinctus (wheat stem sawfly) is the source of this 720-nucleotide messenger RNA. RefSeq lists its product as uncharacterized. Bases 269 to 670 code for a protein of 133 amino acids. The record is from RefSeq and is a predicted model, not a curated record. Lineage: Eukaryota; Metazoa; Arthropoda; Insecta; Hymenoptera; Cephidae. The transcript is spliced from 2 exons.
UCCUGCCCAUGCCAUCCCUGCCUUCCGCUGCCUCGGCGACGUAGCCGCUCUCGCGGUCCAUCCAGGGAUGCUGGGUCCUCGUGGCAGGUCCACGACGGUGUCCUCGAUGCUGGUUGUUGGUCCUCGAGCCAGUGCCCUACGGGGAAGGGCGACAGGGAGGGAGGGAGGGAUGGAGGGGAGGGAUCUUAACUCUAAAUACAAUGAAUCUAAAACAACUAAAUAAACGCAAUUACUUAUACUUAACGCUGGCACGCAAUACUCGAGGCCUAUGGGACCCCGAGCCAGGAGGCGGAGGGGAGUCUGCAGUAACAUUUUUGUUACAAUAUCUACAAUUAAAAAUGUAGCAAGGUCUGAUGAUACAAUAGUUCAAAAUUCAGAAACAAACGCAGAUCUACAUGAAUUGUGCGAUCUGUCUGAAGAACAUGUAUUUCAAGCUGGGAAUCUAGAGAAUUCUUUGUCAUGUGAACAGAUUGAAAUUGAGGAAAGCCAAGAUCUUUGUGCAUCAAAGCCGUGUGAUUCGAGCAGCUUGGGUAUCUCAAUUAUUUCAAAUCAAUUUCUUUCAUCAAUGACUAUAAUUACUGCAUCAAAAAUAAAAAGAAAAUGUAUUAAAUUGAAACAUUCUGAUAGUGCCGCUCGGGUUGUAAUACCUUUAUUGCAUAUUAACAAUUAACAUCGUAAUAUAUGUUGUAACGUGGCGUCCGUGGGACGGCCAGUUACAUA